CCGCGUUGUUAGUCUUUUGGAAAACCUGCCAUCGAGCGGUUGGCUGGAUCAGUUUUGUCCUUGUCGCGGCGAAAGAGAGUUGCUUUUGGAUUCGAAAUUCUGGGAAAUAGAUUCGGCAUCGGAUUCGGAAUUGGAUUCGGAAUCGGGAAUCAUCGGUGACAGGUGCACCCAGCUAUAUGUCUCGCUGGCACUCUCUUCUUUGUGGCGGACGAUUCUCCGGCGAACUGCACUUUGCCGCGGCCAUUAAUGUCAACACCGUUGUCAGCCGGCUGCGGUUGUCGGCGGCGUCGUGUUAAUGCUUUUAAUUGCAUGCAAAACAUAAAAAGCAGGCGUUUGCGUUUUGCGUUUGCGGGGGCCGACGGAACAGUUCCACAUUCCCGAUCUAUAUUCCCGCCCGAUCUUGACUUUUCCGCCGGCUAUUCGCAGCCACUUGAGGCCGCGGACGACAACCGCAAAGCCCCACUGAUUGAUUUGUUUAAUGCCGCCGGAUUCUGGGAUUCUGCAGCAGAGGAGUAUCCAUUGGGGCCGUUGGACAACUUAAUUUCAUUAGCGCGUAUUUAAGUGUGAGCAUAAACUUGCCGGAGGGGCAAUUACAAAGGAUUUGGUCCGGACGUAACCCACUUAAUUGAACAGCGGGCGGUGGCGGCAGCAUCUCUCAUCCCCGAAUGGUCUUCCUGUGAUUCCCAUUGCGAGCGAUACACUCUGAGUGCCGCAGGACGACGACGAGGACACCGACACCGCAACCGCUGAGGGGCAGCCACGGCGUCG
Drosophila ficusphila is the source of this 768-nucleotide messenger RNA. RefSeq lists its product as uncharacterized. The transcript is spliced from 3 exons. The coding region runs from base 247 to 561 and encodes 104 amino acids. NCBI's taxonomy places the organism in Eukaryota, Metazoa, Arthropoda, Insecta, Diptera, Drosophilidae. The record is from RefSeq and is a predicted model, not a curated record.